Messenger RNA from Phytophthora nicotianae INRA-310, 180 nucleotides. RefSeq lists its product as hypothetical. Lineage: Eukaryota; Oomycota; Peronosporomycetes; Peronosporales; Peronosporaceae. The record is from RefSeq and is a predicted model, not a curated record. Bases 1 to 180 code for a protein of 59 amino acids. The transcript has a single exon.
AUGAAGCAAGAAGGGGAGAUUGUGCACGUUGGCCAGGAGAAGUUCUCGGGUCGGAAAAUUGAGUACGCUACUUGGAAGGACAAGCUACACACGCAGGUGGAAAAGUUAGACCUGGACGUUGAAAAUGAGUUUUUCGAGAAAGGUCUCCCAAAACCAAAGGUCGGCAUGGGAACUUCCUGA